AUUAGGGGCUAGAACGUCACGUACUAUUUCUCUACCCAUGGCUGAGAGGUUGCUUCAACCGCGGUCUUUGAAACGCGUUUAGAAGGCUGCUUUCCGAAGAAACUGUCCAUUGCAAGAAUUGGCUGAUUUUGCUUCCGCAAACGCGUUUCCUCAUUCCGCGUUGCUCUUUGCGACUUGUUCGGAACGCGUGUUUUCAUAACGCGUCAUACAUGUCCUCGGAGACCUUUACUGAUAUCCAGACACCCUCCCCCUCGAAAUUCGAAAUAGGGAAAGGUCUGAGCAUGUCAGUGUCGACAGCUUCUGGUGUCUCCAUUAAAGAUGGGAAGGCUAUCUUUAAGCAAAAACCAAUCGAUUGGUCAGCUGGCAUUGAAUCUAUGAAAGCAUUGAUUGCCUUCCACGAGUUUCUUUCUGGUCAAAACUCCUCCUUAUCAUUGUUUCCCGAAGAGCAUCUCCCCCUCAUAGCUAAGCACGUUCACGAGAGCGACAAAUCUAUCGGCGUCCUUCUUAGGAGCCUUCGAAAGACUCUAUUCCCUCACUCUCAGUCUGCCAGCGAAGAGGCUAGCCAGGGCGACAAAAUCAGCAACUCGGUGCUUCAGCAGGCCGUGCUCGAUGUGGCGGUUCGGGUUAACUACGGCAUAGACAGUGCCUCCGCUCCGUUUUGUAUCUGGAGGUGGGAAGCGAAAGAUUUGAAUCACGUCCAAGGCGCAGUAAGCAACAAAGAUGCUGCGGCUGUUCGCAAGGCCCAACGGAUUCAGGCCAAGCAGGAGUUAUACUACCUGUUCAAUUCUCUUCCGGAACAGGGUCGGACCCCGUUCAUGAGCGGUAAGAAAGAGCAGCCGGAGGGUGGCCUGGCUACGGCACAAAUCAAGGACCCGAGCGACGAAAGCAAGCCGGAAAAUCCGACGCACUCAAGCGGAGACACCAAAAUGCCCAAAGUUCAGAAGACGGGGAGCAAAAUGAAUGAAGUAAGCCCAUAUUUCAUUUACUCAAUUCCACUCACCAGCAUCAAGAAAUCUGCGGUCAUCAUGGCAUCCUUCUUCAAUAAACCGGUCAAACGGCGCGACCAACCAGCCACUGCCACGGAUCCCAAAACAGAUUUCGACAAAUAUUUCCUACCGUUUUCUGUUCGCAAGAACGUUAUCCUGGCACCAACGAACCAGUUCCACACAAAACCCCCGAAGGGAGCAGUGACGAGAGUAGACUCUGAAAUAAUCAUUCUUGACGGCGAUCCGAGCAAAACUGAUGGCUGUUCCACUCUCCCCGAUAUUUAUCUACCCCUGGCAUACGCAAUGGACAUCAAUGGGGACAUUGCGCCGAGGAACCUUAUUUCGCAAUUCGUUCGAAAAGUGCCUCCAUCUCGGCGCGUGGGAUCAUCUUUCUAUGAACCCCCUUCGUUGGGCUUCACCGAUGGAGUCCGGGAUAUUAUGGCGAACUUGAGUGAAGCCGAGGUGAACGGAGAUGAAGUCGAGACCCGGCGGCUCCUCGAUUUACUCAAGGACAGGCGCAAACUACCGGCUAAAUUACUCCAAUUUCAUGAUAAUGCACGGCCACCCUACUACGGGACUUGGACUAAAUCCUCUACCCAUGUGGGUCCACGAACCCCAUUCGCCAAAGAUCUUGUUGUCUUCGAUUAUUCGUAUGAUAGCGGUGAUGAAUGGGAAGAGGAAGAAGUCGAAGGCGCCGAAGAACUGAUGUCUGAGAGCGGCUCCGAAGGGGAAGGCGAAGACGAGUUUGAAGAGGAUGAUUGGCUUGUUGGCGACGACGAGAUCGAAGUGGCGAGUGGGAUUUCUCGCUCAGUGUCUCCCUUUGCAAAUCCCGCUGUAAAUGAGAAGAGGAAGCGUAAGGCAGAGUCCAACAUCAAAGCUGUUUCAAGGAAGCGAAGACAAAUUGUCGGUCCCUUGAUACCGUUCUCGAAGGGUCCUUUUUACGAGGAGGUCAUUGGUACACGACAAUAUGAACCUUUUAAUGACCAUAAUAUAUCUCUUCUUAAUGACUCUUAUCUUGGACUUGACCCUUUUGCUUUUGUUUCCGCCUGCGUCGAGGAUUACAAUAAGUUUGUGACGCAAUCUGAAGACGCUCCAAGCGAUACCGGGCCCAAUUUUGCCAUUCCCACCAUACCACUCCAUGUUCUGGCUUCGCAAGCAAAUGGAUCCGUGGUCAACGAAACUGACUCAGCACCCGCCAAGGUGGGGACAUCAAGGAGGACUGGCCUUACUUUCUCGCUCCCAUCAGAACAUUACCCCGCUUUCCUGCGUGCGAUUGACGGAAGCGACCGACCCAAACCCGUUCUUAUUGACGAAUUGUUCAAACAGUUCAAAGAUUUACCGGGAGUCCCAUUAUUACGUAAAAAUGCUAUCGAAACUAAGAUUGGGGAGAUUGCAGUGAAGGAAAAGAAGAUCUGGAAGGUCAAAUCUGAUGUUUGGACGCAUGCUGGACUAAAUCCACCAUGACACGCCUACAGUCUCUUGCUCUAAUUUAUCGCAUUGCUGAAUCGGU
Molecule: messenger RNA, 2496 nt
Organism: Cantharellus anzutake
Lineage: Eukaryota; Fungi; Basidiomycota; Agaricomycetes; Cantharellales; Hydnaceae
Product: chromatin assembly factor 1 subunit A-domain-containing protein
Exons: 12
Coding region: 210-2450 (746 amino acids)
Biological process (GO): nucleosome assembly
Cellular component (GO): nucleus; CAF-1 complex
Source: RefSeq, a predicted model, not a curated record